AUGAGCAACAACCAAGAUCCACGAUGGGGUGAUUACUACUAUCAGCAAAAACGACCAAAAGGAAGAGCAGCAUGGGUUUUAGAAAUGAUCAACCAUGUCAACAAUAACGUUCCAAGAUUUAAUGAUCUCUUUGAUGAAGAAACAUUCUACGUUUUCGCUAUCUUGGUUAUUGUCAUUUCUAUAUUAACAGCAAUAUUCCUAUCGAGAGUUGUAGGAAUAGAAAUUAAAGAACACGACAUAACUAUCAAUAGAGAUUGGGGAGAACCCACACCUGCGGGAAUAUUUUCUUUCCCUUGGAAGGCAAAGAAGGAAUAG
Auanema sp. JU1783 is the source of this 315-nucleotide messenger RNA. The record is from the annotation of a GenBank genome assembly. NCBI's taxonomy places the organism in Eukaryota, Metazoa, Nematoda, Chromadorea, Rhabditida, Rhabditidae.